AUGGUGCACGCCAACGCACGACGGCUUCCCGGCGGAGCGCUGUACGCAGCCCACCCCCCGUUUGAGCAUGUGGCUGCCCAGGCCCAGGGGAAGGGGCAGCGGGAUACCUCUUUGGAGAGACCCACUGCCCCGUAUCAGCCGAAGGAGGAGGAGGAGGAGACCAGCACGGAUCCUGAGGCUCACCUGGUGUCUCCUACCUUGGACAUAUCGAUAGAGACUCUCAACCAGCUGAUCCUGGAUAUCGAUCCGACUUUCCAGCCGCUCAGGUGCAAGCCGGUGAAGGAUGCGGUCCAACCUGCUUCACAGGGUGAUGCUGUUGCCACCAAGAAACAAGAUCCAGAGGCAAUAGACAUUAAAUACAUAGAGAUGACGCCAGGCAGAGCCACGGGUCCUGAGCUGCUGCAGGGCUCCCCCAGCCCUUCGGGCACGCCGUCCCCAAGGUCCCCCCAGGGCAACGGCUUCGUGCCCCAAAAAGGGGGACUCAGAAGCAACUACAGCACCGGUGGCAGUGUGGUUUUCUCAAGCCCACCCAGAUCCGUGAGCCCCGGCUCGGGCGCCCUGAGCUGCGCGGACUCCCCGACCUGCAGCAAAGCGCCCGAGGGCAUCGCCGGCCCCCGGCACUGCACGGCCGGCCAGAUGGACAGCAUCUCCUAUGGCCCCGGGGCUCUCGGCACCUCCACGGGCAUCGACAAUUUGCUGAAGCCCGUGCACGUGGUGAGGGUACAGCAGAGGAGCAGCUGGGUCUCCCUGCUCUCCACGAGCCCUGGCUCCGACACCAGUUACAUCCUUGGAAGCUCCCUGGGCAGCCCCUGCCCACCUUCCCCGAGCGUCAGGUCUCACUCUGGAGAAGCCUUUGGGCUGAGUCCCCACCAGCCCAGCGCAGCCUGCUCCACCAAAGCCAACACCUCCCCAUCCCAGAAGGGACAGGCCAGCAGCUCCCCCCCCUCCAUCCUCAACUCCGCAGCCGACAUCCCGGUGCUGCUGGUGAACGGGUGCCUGGAACCAGGAGAUGCGUCUUCCAGGCUGGCCACAGCGCCCCCAGCCUCGGUCAAGCAGAGCCCCCCUCCCAGCUGCAGCCCGACCUCCAGGCUCGAUGGCCUGAACAACGCGCUGUCGGCACCAGCGCUCUCCUGCGACUCGGACAGUCCCCUCAGGGCUGGGCAGCCGACCAUGAAGUUUGUGAUGGACACGUCGAAAUACUGGUUCAAGCCGAGCAUAACCAGGGACCGAGCCAUCCAGCUGCUGAAGGACAAGGAGCCAGGCACGUUCGUGGUGCGGGACAGCACGUCGUACCGGGGGUCUUUUGGGCUGGCGAUGAAGGUUCCUGUCCCUCCAGCCGGCAGCCAGACAGGCGAUGAGAGCAGUGACCUCGUCCGGCACUUCCUCAUCGAGUCCUCUGCCAAAGGGGUGCACUUGAAAGGAGCCAGCGAGGAGCUGUAUUUCGGGAGCCUCUCUGCCUUCGUGUACCAGCACGCCAUCACCGCGCUGGCACUGCCCUGCAAGCUCAGCAUCCCCACCCGAGAUCUUGCUGAUGGAGAAGAUAGCCCUGACUGCGCCGCGGAGUCCGCGCUGUCCCCGCUGAAGAAAACUGCUGUCUGCAACGUCUUGUACCUCAACUCGGUGAACGUGGAGACGCUGACGGGAGCGCCGGCCAUCCAGAAAGCCAUCUCCUCCACCUUCGAGCUGGAGACGCUGCCCACACCCACCCUGGUGCACUUCAGAGUGACGGAGCAGGGGGUGACGCUGACCGACGUCCAGAGGAAGGUGUUCUUCAGGCGACACUACCCCUUGGCUGCCGUCAGGUUUUGCGGGAUGGACCCUGAGAACAGAAAGUGGCAGAAGUACUGCAAGUCCUCGAGGAUCUUCGGGUUCGUGGCCAAAAGCCAGACAGAUUCGGAGAACCUCUGUCACCUGUUUGCAGAGUAUGACACUGUGCAGCCAGUGUCGCUUGUCAUCGACCUUCUCUGCAAGCUCCUGCCGGGCCCGUAG
This is a messenger RNA of Charadrius vociferus (killdeer), 1989 nucleotides long. RefSeq names its product tensin 4 (gene TNS4). Gene Ontology annotation, molecular function: protein binding. The record is from RefSeq and is a predicted model, not a curated record. The transcript is spliced from 12 exons. The coding region runs from base 1 to 1989 and encodes 662 amino acids. Lineage: Eukaryota; Metazoa; Chordata; Aves; Charadriiformes; Charadriidae.